AUGGCGUCGGGACAUAAUGAUCCUAAAUUACUCUAUGCCAUCAAUGGUAUCAAUGCAUAUCAUAUCGAAAAUGGCAAAGAAGAAUCCCUCACACCAAAUGGUCCUCAAACCCUCUCCCUAUUAAUGGUGCCCACCUCGUCACCCUUCUCUGGUCUCUCAACCGCAAAUCCUCAAUCCCAAGCUCCAGAAGAAGAUUUCUACCUUCAUCUCCAUCUUCCACCUGAGCUAGACCUACCCCUCCCCGCUACAGCACAAAUAUACCAUCAACCACCCAGUAGCUACCUUAUCCCACGAUGGGACUUAGGAUCCGACAGUGGCAUCUUUACCAAAAUCGAAUUUCCAAUUGUAGGAGCUUCGAAAAUUAGUCAAGAUGAUGUCGAUACUUUUGAAACAAUACUGGCACAAUGUACAGCUUUCCUCGAGCGAGCGCCGCCGCCACAAUCAUUUCGACCUCGAAAAGACAAGCCUAAAUCUACAAAAGAGCCUCUGCCUCCAUAUAAUCCAUCGGAUUUUGGACCGGGAGAAGCUUAUGUUCCUGGAAGCGCUAGUUCUCAUGCUGGUGGACAAAUUGUUUUGAUUGAUGAAGAAAAUGGCAGUGUGGUUGGAGAAUUGGGAGAAGGAUUUCAUGUGGUUGAAGAUGCUAAAAUGAAACCAGGAUCAAAAGAUCCCGUCGAAAUCACCCUCCCCCAAAACGGUUCUCUCAACAUAGGCGUCUCCCCUGCCUCCCCUGCCUACCUCGAAAUGGCCCUCCAUCCCGCCUAUAAAUCCUCCACUCUUGUCUCCAGCGCCGCCAUGGCCUCCCGUCUCAUCGUCACCACCUCCGGCUACGUCUCUAAAACCCUUCAAUACCAAGCCGACAGCUACACCUCCAAAUCCGCUCCAACCACUAAACCCAUGACCUUUAAUCCCACCACUCACGCUCACAUUCGUAGAGUGCAUACCUUCACCGAAGGCGCCGCUGGUCUUUCCGCCAAAACUGUAGGCCAAGUAACAAAAUACGCCCAAAAUAUCGGCGCCUCCCUCGCCAAACACAACGCCUCGCAAAAAGCCCACAAAGGGAUCGGACCCGAUGGAAAACCCGUUGAUAACUAUAAACCCGGAAUCCUUAAUAAAUCCAUGAUGGCAUUCUCCACCAUAGCCGACGGCAUCGACCAAGCGGGCCGUAAUCUCCUGGCUUCCACAUCCACAGCCGCAACUACAGUUGUAGAACAUAAAUAUGGACCCGAAGCGGGUGAUAUUUCGAGAAACAUCGGUGGCGGAUUUAAAAAUGUGGGAUUGGUUUAUAUUGAUGCGACGGGAGUAAGUAGGAAAGCCAUAGUGAAGAGUGUGGCCAAGGGAAUGGUGGUGGGAAAGGUUAGAGGGGGCGGGGAUUUAGUUGUGGGAGGUGGUGAUGGGGGUGCUGCUAUCACUAGGACCAAUAGUCCUCCUUCGGGAAAUGCAAGUGGAAGCGUGACGCCGAAUGAAAAGAGGAAAGGAGGAGAGGCAAAUCUCAUGAGUGGAGGAAGUGGUAGAGCUAGUCCUGAUGUGAUGGCAUUUGGUCGGAGUGCUAAUUCGAGAAAGGUGGGGGUGGGUGAGAGUUUAAGUGGGCAGAGUACUGGCACUGGUACUGGCACUGGUACUGGCACUGGUAUUGGCACUGGUAUUGGCACUGGUAUUGGCACUGCUGGAUUUAUUCAAGAUUGA
Messenger RNA from Sclerotinia borealis F-4128, 1683 nucleotides. Lineage: Eukaryota; Fungi; Ascomycota; Leotiomycetes; Helotiales; Sclerotiniaceae. The record is from the annotation of a GenBank genome assembly.